Messenger RNA from Apis mellifera (honey bee), 1028 nucleotides. It is a transcript of the gene Ak3, whose product is annotated as GTP:AMP phosphotransferase AK3, mitochondrial. Gene Ontology annotation, cellular component: cytoplasm; mitochondrion. The coding region runs from base 203 to 877 and encodes 224 amino acids. Lineage: Eukaryota; Metazoa; Arthropoda; Insecta; Hymenoptera; Apidae. The record is from RefSeq and is a predicted model, not a curated record. The transcript is spliced from 4 exons. Gene Ontology annotation, molecular function: ATP binding; AMP kinase activity. Gene Ontology annotation, biological process: nucleobase-containing compound metabolic process.
UAAUCAGUUAUCUAACGAUUCGGCAACUGGUCGCCAUCGUGGUUCAUAGGUCACAUUAUAGAUAGAGUAUCACAAUAUGUAUCAAAGAGUUAUAAUUGUCAUUACAUUCAAGUGUAAACCUUCGUCGAAGGAAAAAGUAUAAAAUAAAAGAAUCCGUUUAGAUUUAAUAUAUUUUUUUGGAGUUUCUUAAAGUGACGAUUUAAUGGUAGCACUAUCCACGUGGUGUGCCAAGGCUGCGGCUUUCAGGGCCGUGAUAUUAGGUGCCCCUGCUUCUGGUAAGGGCACCAUGUCAGCUAGAAUUGUUGAACAAUUUAAAUUAACUCAUAUAUCAAGUGGCGAUAAGUUAAGACUUCAUAUGAAUAAUAAAACUGAAUUGGGCAAAGCAGUCUCGAAUUAUGUACUUUCCGGUAAAUUCGUUCCUGAUGAUAUAAUGAUUUCAAUGAUAAACGAAGAAAUCAAAGCGGUUGGGAAACAAAAUUGGUUAUUAGACGGAUUUCCAAGAACGUUAACGCAAGCGGAAAAGCUACAAAAAAUACAUCCAAUUAAUUUGGUUCUUUAUCUGGAUGUUCCCUUCGAAGUGAUAUUGAAUCGUGUGAAAAAUAGAUGGGUUCAUUUGCCCAGUGGAAGGGUAUAUAAUAUUGGAUUCAACAGUCCCAAAGUACCGGGUAAAGAUGAUGUGACUGGCGAACCUUUAAGCAAAAGGGACGAUGAUAAAAUCGAAAUUGUAGAAAAAAGACUACAAGAAUAUUCAAAUGCGACUAAACCAAUUUUAACAUUUUAUAGUAAUUUAGGAUUGUUAAAUACUUUUCAAGGUAAUACUACCGAUGAAAUAUGGCCGAAUAUUAAGAAAGUCGUCGCAAAAUUUUUGUUACAAUAGCAAAUUGUUAGGAUGCAUUAAUAUUUUGUAAAAAUGUAUAAUGAAUUAAUUCAAAAUUGAAUUAACUUAGAUUAUAGUGACCAUAUGCUUCCAUUAAUUUGCGCACAAAUAUUGAUGAAUUCAAUAAAUUUAUACAAAUUAUGCAAAAAAA